UCCUCUCCUCCAACGGCACUAUUUGCGCGUGACCACGUGUUUGUGUCGCUCCGCUCUGCCGCCAUCACGUCGCUGGACAGCUGGACCACCUUGGAAGACGCUGCUGCUCACGAAAUCGUUAUCGUUCAGUCGUUCAGUUACAGAGGCGAGUCGCCGACAGUUAACAAGACCCGCACCGUCCCGUACAUCCGACCGUAGACACCAUCGCUUCCAGACUUACUCACCCACCCAACAACAUGGCGACUGGACUGCGUCUGGGUAAGAAGGUCAUCGAGGGCAAGACCAAGGUCGUGUACGAGCUCGCGGACGAGCCCGGUCACGUGGUCUUGGUGUCCAAGGACCGCAUCACUGCCGGCGACGGUGCCCGCGCCCACGACCUUCAGGGCAAGGCGGCCAUCUCCAACGCCACCGCGUCGUCCAUCUUUGAGAUGCUCAACGCGGCUGGGAUCAAGACGCACUUUGUGCGCAAGCACGAUGACAAGUCCUUCGUGGCCCGUAACUGUGCCAUGGUGCCCAUCGAGUGGGUGUCCAGGAGGGUGGCCACCGGCUCCUUCCUCAAGAGGAACCCCGGGGUCAACGAAGGCUUCCGCUUCUGCCCGCCGAAGCUGGAGACUUUCUUCAAGGACGACGCCAACCACGACCCCCAAUGGUCCACGGAGCAGCUCGUGGACGCAAAGCUCAAGUGCGGCAAUACCGUCAUCGGUCCCGAGGAGGUGCAGGUGAUGCUGCGCACUAGCCGCACCGUGUUUGAGAUCCUCGAGAAGGCCUGGGCCUCCCUCAACUGCAGCCUCAUCGACAUGAAGGUGGAGUACGGAGUGGAUCUUCAGACAGGUGAGCUGCUGUUGGCAGACAUCAUUGACAGCGACUCGUGGCGCCUGUGGCCCUCUGGCGACAAGAGGCUCAUGGUGGACAAGCAGGUGUACCGCAACCUCAAGGAGGUCACCGACCAGGAUCUAGAGACCGUCAAGAAGAACUUUGCUUGGGUCGCAGAGCAGAUCCAGAAACUGAACCCCAAGCCCAAGUCUCAGGUGGCAGUUGUGAUGGGGUCUCCCUCGGACAAAGAGCACUGCGAGAAGAUCAAGAAGGCCUGCGAAAAGCUGGGAGUCCCCUGCGAGCUCAGGGUGGCCUCCGCACACAAGAACACCGACCAGUCGCUGGACCUGAUCGCCGAGUACGAAGGUGAAGGCAUUCCGACCGUGUUUGUCAGUGUGGCCGGUAGGAGCAACGGCUUGGGUCCCGUGACUUCGGGCAACUCUGCCUUCCCAGUCAUCAACUGCCCUCCGCUGUCUGGAGAGUGGGGACCUCACGACAUCUGGUCUUCGCUUCGCGUGCCUUCCGGGCUGGGCUGCACCACCGUGCUUUUCCCGGAGGCUGCUGCACUGGCUGCAGCCCAAAUCUUGGGCCUGAGCGACCAUGUCAUCUGGGCAAAGCUGCGGGCAUCCCAGCUGAACACUUGGGUGGCACUCAAGAUGGCCGACAAGAAAAUCAGGGCCGAGCAGAAGUCUUGAAGAACUCGCUUCUCACGUUGUCCGCAAGGCUGCUACCGGGUCGUUCCGAGCCAGCAGUCUGCGCUCUCUUCCUCUUUUCAUGAGCCCACGUGUAUUCUUACCCCGCUUUUUGUCGAGUCAUGGCAGGUGUAGUAUCCAACAUUUUCAAAUAAAACAGGAAUUUCUCUUU
Ixodes scapularis (black-legged tick) is the source of this 1677-nucleotide messenger RNA. RefSeq names its product multifunctional protein ADE2 (gene Paics). The record is from RefSeq and is a predicted model, not a curated record. Gene Ontology annotation, biological process: 'de novo' IMP biosynthetic process. NCBI's taxonomy places the organism in Eukaryota, Metazoa, Arthropoda, Arachnida, Ixodida, Ixodidae. The transcript is spliced from 8 exons. The coding region runs from base 237 to 1508 and encodes 423 amino acids.